Messenger RNA from Monodelphis domestica (gray short-tailed opossum), 6274 nucleotides. RefSeq names its product ADP-ribosyltransferase 1 (gene ART1). The record is from RefSeq and is a predicted model, not a curated record. Gene Ontology annotation, molecular function: NAD+-protein-arginine ADP-ribosyltransferase activity; NAD+ poly-ADP-ribosyltransferase activity. NCBI's taxonomy places the organism in Eukaryota, Metazoa, Chordata, Mammalia, Didelphimorphia, Didelphidae.
GGAGAGAGGAGAUUGAGUUUCUAAGCAUUUGUAGGGAAGGGGAGAAAGUGGAAGAGGAAAGAGGGAAGAGGGGUUCUUAUAUAAAAGAAACUCUUCCUCCUCCUCCUCCUGGGCUUGGAGCCCUGGAGCCCAGUUUCUGUCUUCCCCUCCCUUGUCCUCCAUCCAUGAGGAGGUCCAGAUUCUCCACAGAUGUACCUAAUGUGAUGGAAUAUUUCCUUUUUAAGGCUUUUUACAUUUUGUAGGCAUUGAGCCACUCCCUAAGAUCAUUUGUCAAAUCGUCCUUGAACAGUUUCAAAACUGCCACCGCCAGCAUGGAUUUCUUUAUGUCCUUCUAGCUCUGACUUUGACCUUCAGGGAGAUAGACAGACAGACUGACGGAUGAUGCAAGCUCACAUAGUCACUUCUCUGGUGCUGGCAGCCUUUUUGCUAGUGGAGACCCCAAAGGCUCGGAGCCACCUAGUCUCGCGCAGGGACCUCUUCUCCCGAGAGUCUGCACUGGACAUGGCGCCAGGCUCCUUUGAUGACCAGUAUGCAGGCUGUGUAGUCGCUAUGGAAGCGGCCCUCCCUGACCUCAAUCGCACUGAGUUCAAUGCCAGCUCAGUCUAUGCCCAGGCUUGGAACGCAGCGGCCGCCCGUUGGCAGGAGCGCCGGGAUCAGGAGCUUGGGGGGACCCCUACUUCUCGAAGACGACCGCCACCUCCGGGCUUCAGAGAUGAGCAUGCUGUGGCCCUUCUAGCCUACACGGCCAACAGCCCCUUGCACAAAGAGUUCAACGCGGCAGUGAGAGAGGCUGGCCGAUCUCGGGCUUAUUAUCUCCGAUACUUUCCUUUCAAGACCCUUCACUUCCUCCUCACAGAAGCCCUGAGACGGCUGGGUUCUGGGCAGCAGCCCAGGUGCCAACAAGUCUACCGGGGCAUUCACGGGGUCCGCUUCAGGCCCACGGGACCCGGGACCACAGUUCGUCUAGGGGCCUUUUCCUCGGCUUCCCUGAAGGAUGCUGCUGCCCAUCAGUUUGGGGAAGACACUUUCUUUGGCAUCUGGACUUGCCAUGGGGUGGCUAUUAAGGGUUAUUCCUUCUUCCCAGGGGAGGAGGAGGUGCUGAUUCCUCCCUAUGAGACCUUCCUCGUGGUCAAUGCUUCAGUGCCGUCUCAAGGUCCAGUCCGCAUCUACCUCAAAGCUAAGGACAAGGCCAGCACCUUUAACUGCGAGUAUAUCAAAGACAAGCAGUGCACUUCAGGACGAUGCAAACUAAAUAAUUCAGCAACAGUAGAGAGGAUGGAGCCCUUCUCCCCAUCCCAACAACUACUGCCUCUGCUCUGGCUCUUCAUGGCAUUGUCAUCUCUCGACCUCCCAAGUCUCCUCUGAUUACUCUAGACUCAUUGAUUCUCUCCAACUCAGGACCUGAGCUCAAUGUACACAUGCCAGAUGUGUAUUCGUCAAGAUGGAGCUGAAAGAUGGACCUGGUCCAGUAUCUCAGCACUUCAGUUCAAGCAAUAGUGGAGAUUGAAGUAACCAUAAAAGGCUAAAAUCUUGGAAAGCUGGAUUGGCAGGUCAACCCUCCAGUAUUUGCCCCAACACUGACUCAUCAUGGGACCCAAAAGGUUGGAGACCAUCAUCAGUUGGUACUUUCCCUGUCCUAUGGCUAGCAAACUCCUAUCUUGCUGCCCCUUCUGAUACUGAGGUGAAAACCCCUUUUCUUUGCUACAUCUGUUCAUGAUCUCAUAUUUACACCUCCCCACUUCCCAGCCAACUCAGUUCUCCUUUUAUCAAUGAUCUCUGCAACCCUCACCAUAUUAUUAACCAAUUCCCCUUUAUCCUAGGUCUUUCUUUUCACACACUUUCUGCUUGAGCUAAGGGAAAUCUGUCUCUAUUUGGAAGAUCCAAUAUCCCUAGAUAACUUCCUCAUUUCACCCACCUCACCCCAUUGCUAAUUGUUCCUUUUCCCAUAUCUCCAAGAGAUACUGUGGCAAGAGGAAAAGUUUACAUAUUCUGUGCUCCCCACUGUUGCUUCUAGACUUUCCCUCUGCUAUUGUCUCUCAGGAAUAGCUCCUCCUUUGAGGUUCAUCCCAUCCAUCUAUAUCACCCAGUUCAGAUCCUUACAUUCUAUGAUACUCUAUGAUACUCUCUCAUUACUCCCUCAAGAAUGCUAAUAUCUAUUUUCAAUUUUCCUUUUCACUCCUACCCCUGCCUUCUUACUUAGGACCCCCAAAUUUUUCAAACUUUCUGAUUUCUAUACCUAAUCACCUACAUUUUUAACCCAGUUCAACCACACACAGAGAUAGUCAUACCCUAGCUUUCGCCAUUAUCCACAAAUUAUUCUACUUUUAUGAUCCGAAAGUAUGAAAUACCCUUCUCUGAAAACAAUAUCUUGUUCUUUCUUUUCUCUAUGUCUCAUUUCUAAGUCUUAUUUUUUGUCUUCACCUGAAUUUUCAGUUGCUCCACCCCUCCAAUUGUUUCUUGACUAGAAUUCAGUUUUCCCUCUUUUAAUAGACGACCCAAAUGUAACCCAGUUUGGGAGCUCCUGGAUCCCAUCAACAGAGAAUAUGCAUUGGUUUCCUUCCUUGAAUCCAUUGCCUUCUUUUUGCUGUUUGCUCAUAUCUUUCCAAUCUUGAAUGCUGGUUCACCACCACCAUCACAGAAUUUUUCUGUCUCAACUGUUGUGCUUCUGAAAGUCAUUAGAGGAAGCCAUACAACCACAAUAACUUUGUCUACCACAAAUUCAUGCUAUCUCAGCUAGGCACUAACUUCUACAUGGCAAUCCUUUUAUUCUUCCCUUAUUGGUUCUCUAUAAUACUUUAAACAGUAGCUAUUCUUUUAAAGAAAAGUUCUUUUCCUUCUGUCUUAGAAUCAAUACUAAGUAUUGGUUCCAAGGUAGAAGAGUGGAAAGGGUUGGGCAGUGGAGAUUAAGUGACUUGCCCAGGGUCAUGCAACUAAGUAUCUUGAAACUAGAAUAGAACCCAGGACUUCCCAUCUCUAGGACCAGCUCUCAAUCCAUUGAGCUACCUAGCUUCCCCCUACAGUAGCUAUUCUAAAUCCCCUCUUUCUUUAAGAUUCUAGUGUUACCUUUUUUCCCCCAUUUACUCUCAGCAGAUGAUCCUACUUUACUGAUAUAUUAGCAGUAAUCCCUUUGGCAUUUAGCAGGGUGGGUUUCUGACUCUGCCUUUCCACUAUAGGGCCCCAUCUCAGCUUGUAUCUGUGCUUUCAGGUCAGGUUCAGUGUUGGUCAACAGAGUCAAAGGUCAUCUCUGGUUCUUGACUACUCUAGAGUCCUAGGAAGAAUCACUUAAAGCCUCAUAUCUAGUAUCUCCCCAAAAAGGAGUAAAAUAUAGUAUAUAAUGUAAAUUAGGUAUAGAAUAGCUAUUUAUUUCUUCCACAAAAAGAAAUUAAUACAAGAAACAGACAUGCAUUGACAAAAUUUAAACGAGCAACUGUUAUGGUGAAAAUUUCACCUUUUUAGGAUUGUUGUAAUAUUGAACAAUGGCCGCCAAGGAAUUUACUUAUGAAAUUCCUAAAAUGAAACACUCAAGUCAGAAUGAAGUUUAUGGAGGUUUAAUCACACUGGGAGUAGGGAAAGGAGAGGGAGAGAAGGAGAGAAGAGAAAAGGGAAGAAGGCUACUCAACCUCUGACCAAGGCAGAGGGAGUUUAGGCCCAAAGGGCCAAGGUGGAAAGAAUCAGUCCUUAACUCACGUGACAGAUCUGAAGGAAAGCCGUCUGCGGGCAUCCUCCUUGUCCAAGCUCCUAACACCAACUGGCGUCUAGCUCUCUCCACAGGAAGUGAGCGAAAUCCAGAGGCUGUUCCUUACCUCACUUCCUGUGUCUCACAAGUGCCAAUGGUUGGCUCUAGCUUAGCUUAGGACAGCCCAGGUGGGCAGUUAGUUAUUUCUGAUUUGUCAUUGACUAGCACAUGCCCGUGUAGUGUGGGUGUGCACAAUUUUUGGGUGCUAUACCAAGAUGGAGACUUUUAAAAUUCACACAACAAAAAUAACUCCUAACUAUUGUUAGUCCUUCAUUGAAAUUAAUGCUUAAAACAUCAAAACAUUAAACAUUUUGUGGGACUGAUCUGUAUUGUCCAAACAAAACGCCCAGUCUAAAUCUUCUGGCAAGCCAAAUGAAUCAGGCUCAUCUUCCUAUCUUUAAUCAUCAUUUUCAAGAAGUAUUAGAGAAGUAUUGGUGACUCCUCCUGAAAUAUAGCCACUUUUUUCUGAGGACCUAGAAACUCCAAACCUUUUGAACUCACUAGGUUGCCUCCAAGACUGGAAAUGUCCAUUCUAGGAUUACCUCCAAGAAGGAAACAAAACAGAAAAGCCAGCACAAAUGACUUUUUGGUAUCAGCCAUAUACUCCUACCAGUUACCAUGUUUCAAGGGUGAGGGAAGAGCAACUCCUUUCAUCUCUCAUAGAAAGAGAUUCUAUGAAUCCUGGCAUGAUCAGGAGAAAGAGAGAGCAAAAGUAAGAGUGAGAAAGAGUAGGAGUAAGAGAAAGAAUGAGAAAGAGAAUGCACAGUCCUUUUAAGGUCCUCUGAGUGGCCAUCCUUCCCGACCUAAAAGCCAAUCCUUUCUAAUAGAACCUCAAUACAGCUUCCCCUCCUUCAGCUGUCAUGAAGUAGGAGACCAGGGAGUGACUCAGGGUUUGUUUCAUCAUCCUAAAGUGAUGAGCCCUUCAGUGUUUCUCUGGAGGUUGCCAGGAUUCAGAUUCAGCAUUCCCUGAUAUGCUCUAGCCAGAACAGAGCAGGGAGCCCACUGUUCAUAUCUUAUUACAGGGAGAAAACUGAGGCCAUCUUUCAUGAGCAUUUUCAUUACUGCUGCUUCCCAUUCAAAGUACUACUAUAUUAUCAUUCAACUCCUUUUUUGGUUCCAGACACUGAAAAGAGUCCUUUCCCCCCAUUAAGACUAAUUCUUCUACUGGUAUCUUUUGUUCCAUUCCUCUCUGUCUCUUCCAGCAUCUGAUCAUGCCUUCUCUUUUCUAUAUCUACUGGUUCCUUUCCUGGUGCCUAAAAACAUGUCCAGGUAUCUCAUAUCCUUAAAAUCUUAAAUGACUCCUCUCUCUCUCUCUCUCUCUCUCUCUCUCUCUCUCUCUCUCUCUCUCUCUCUCUCUCUCUCUCUCUCUCCUCUCCUCUCCUCUUCUCUCCCCUCCCCAAAACCUGUUACUGUUCUCUCUUUGUUCUCCUCCUACUUGCUGAUCACUCCUUCUUAGUCUCUUAGAAUCAUCAUCUAUUUCCUACCCUAUAAUUGUGAUGAAAUUCCCUCCCUUCUUUCAUGUCAAUCUCAUUAGAUCCUAUGGGUUCAAAUGUUUUAUAUAUCAAUGACUCUCAAAACUAUUUAUCUGGCCCUGAUCUCUCUCUUAGAUUACAGUUCUGCAUUAGUAACUUUGCCUGCUGGAUAUUGCUGUCUGGGUCAAUUCUACCUUAAACUCAACAUGUCCAAAUGGAACUCAUCAUCUCCGCCCAUCCAAAUUUCCCUUUUUGUUUUAAUAACACAAUUCUCCUAAUCAUACAGGUUUACACUCCCAGAGUCAUCCUUGACUCUUUUCCUCUCUUUCACUCCCCAUGAUCAGUUUGAAAAUCUUGUUGAUUCUACCUUCAUGAAAUCUCUCACUUGUGUUUCCUUCUUUCUAUUCACAUAGCUAAAACUUUGAUUUAGAUAGACUCUCAUCUCCUCUCUCAACAACCAUCAUAAUGGGUUUCUAAUUGCUCUCCUUACUUCCAGUCUUCUUGCCUUUCUGGUUCAUGUUCCAAACAGCUGCCAUAAUAAUAAUCUUUUUAAGGGACAGAUCUGACUAUGCCUCCCACACUGAUCACAAGGUCAUAGUAGCUUCUUAGGACUUCUAGGAUAAAAUAAAAAUUUCUUAACUUAGUAUUCAACAAUCUAAUUCUAUUCUAUUUAUCUUUCUUUCUUCCCAUCAUGUUGCAGCCAACUGGGCUACUAGCUGUUUCCUGAACUUGACAUUCCAUCUCUUGCCUAUUGUGUAUUCAUAAAAGCAAUCUGCCAUGGUACAAUGGUUCUUUUUACCUGUCAGAAUCCUUAUCUUCCUUCGAGGUUAUGGUUGGAUGCCACUUGCUUCCUUUAUCUUCUUCCAUUGUUUAUGAUAUCUCCUUCCUUAAAUUACCUUUCUAUUUAUUCACCUGUAUGUGAGUAUUAAGAGUAUUAAGAGGAAUGUAUCCUCUUAAUAGAAGGCUUCUUGAAUGUGAGAAUUAUCUUAUUUUUGUCUUUGUAUUUUCAUGCCUACAACAGUGCCUUGCAUGGAAUAGGUACUUAAUAAAUAUUUGUUGAAUCAAA